Aspergillus novofumigatus IBT 16806 is the source of this 1632-nucleotide messenger RNA. RefSeq names its product cytochrome P450 monooxygenase sphH. Lineage: Eukaryota; Fungi; Ascomycota; Eurotiomycetes; Eurotiales; Aspergillaceae. The record is from RefSeq and is a predicted model, not a curated record. Gene Ontology annotation, molecular function: heme binding; iron ion binding; monooxygenase activity. The transcript has 3 exons. The coding region runs from base 1 to 1632 and encodes 543 amino acids.
AUGGGACCCAUUCGCGAUUACUUUGGUGUCCUCAGCCUCGGCAUAGCUGCCGGUGUCUACUUCAGUCCAGAAUGCGCCAUCUACGGCUCCAGAAUCGCGACCAUUACCGUUCUGAUUACAGGCAUCACCAUAUCAAAGUUGCUCUAUCAGUUAUUUAUCUACCCUCAAUUCGUCACGCCGUUGAAACACUUUCCGGCCCCACCAAAACGGCACUGGCUCACGGGCAAUACGGGUAGUUGGCUCGUCGACACCCCGCAUGCGCUAAUGAAGGAGUGGGCCAAGACUAUUCCCAAUGAUGGAGUUCUUCGUUACUACAUUGUGGGAAACAUGGAAAGGCUCACGAUAACCAGUCCUGCUGUCCUAAGCGAAAUUUUGGUGAGCAAGGCCUACGACUUCGCAAAGCCCUUGGUGAUACAGCAGACAUUGAGGCGCGUGCUGGGCAAUGGCAUCCUGAUUGCCGAAGGCGAGGAACACAAGUUUCAACGUAAGAAUCUCAAGCCAGCUUUUGCGUACCGCCAUGUCAAGGAUCUCUAUCCUGUCUUCUGGUCCAAGGGCACGGAGAUGGCCAAGUUGAUCCGAAAGGAUCUGCAGAGCAGAACAGCUCCAGACGAUAACACCAUUCAAGUGCGAACCUGGGCCAGUCGAUCCUCGCUGGACAUCAUUGGUUUGGCAGGCAUGGGCCGGGAUUUCGGCUCCCUGCACGACCCUGAAAACAGUCUCAGCCAAUCUUACGAAAUGAUCUUCGCCACACCGGGUCUGGGAACAAAGAUCCUUUUCAUACUUGGAAUGCUCCUUGGGAAUACGACAUGGCUAGCAAAGCUACCCACCAAGCAGAAUAAGCUCAUUGACACGGGCUGUCGCAAUAUCCGUGAUGCCACGCGGCGGAUGAUUCGCGAGCAGAAGGUAAAGAUGGAGGAUCCAAACGCAGAGGCCGAGGUCGACAUCAUUUCCGUCGCAAUGCGGAGUGGCAACUUUGACGAUGACAACCUCGUCGACCAGUUGAUGACCUUCCUAGGCGCCGGCCACGAGACGACCGCUGGGGCGCUUCAAUGGGCGAUAUAUGCGCUUUGCAAGCACCCAGAUGUUCAGGCCCGCCUGCGCGACGAAGUCCGCGCCAACCUGCCACCGAUCAAUGUCGAGAAUCCCGGUCCGAUCGACGCUGCAACCAUUGACAGCCUCCAGUAUCUAAAUGCCGUCUGCAAUGAAGUCAUUCGCUUCCACCCGUCUGUGCCAAAUACCGUCCGUGUGGCUUUGAAAGACACCACCCUGAUGGGGUACCCGAUCCCCAAGGGUACGCAGGUCGUCAUUUCGCCGGAACUUGUUAAUCAUAUGCCGGCGCUUUGGGGGACAGACGCGGAACAGUUCAACCCAGAUCGAUGGAUGGGCCCCGGUAAGGCCAACACCGGUGGCGCAGCCAGUAAUUACGCUUUCCUGAGCUUCCUUCACGGUCCCCGUAGUUGCAUUGGGCAGGUGUUCGCUAAAGCGGAACUAGCAUGUCUCCUCGCUGCGGUGGUCGGUAGCUUUGAGUUCGAAUUGAAAUACCCCGACGCUCCACUGGAGGUGCGAGAGGGAGCGACUAUCGCACCAAAGGACGGCGUCCUGGCUAAAUUCACUCCUUUGGAAGGAUGGUGA